Molecule: messenger RNA, 2303 nt
Organism: Gordionus sp. m RMFG-2023
Lineage: Eukaryota; Metazoa; Nematomorpha; Gordioida; Chordodea; Parachordodidae
Product: RNA N6-adenosine-methyltransferase mettl16-like
Exons: 3
Coding region: 29-2257 (742 amino acids)
Biological process (GO): rRNA base methylation
Molecular function (GO): 23S rRNA (adenine(1618)-N(6))-methyltransferase activity
Source: RefSeq, a predicted model, not a curated record
UCAUGAAUUACAGGGCUUUAAUCGAUAUAUGCAUCCUAGAAAUUAUUAUAAAUAUUAUCAACCUGACUUUAAUGCAUUAUGCCAUAAUUACCCUGAUAUCCUUGGCAAAUACAUGGUUCAAAGUAAAUGUAAACGUAAUUAUAAGGAUCAAUCAACUAUCAUUGAAACGGAUCAAAACCUGGGGAAUAUGGAGUAUGGACAGUCUUUUCAUUACACCAUAAACUUUUCAAAUCCCAAAUCUACUCUUGCACUCACACAAGUUUUAUUGAAAGAUCAUUUUAAUUUAGAUAUACAAGUGCCUGAGGGACGCCUAAUUCCUACUGUCCCACAAAAACUUAAUUAUAUUCUUUGGAUAGAAGACUUAAUAUCUGUUUCUUAUACCUUAGAUCAAACUUUUUCUUCAAAUUUUAUAAAUUCAUCAUUUAAAAAUCAUGAAAACUUAGAAUCCAGUCCCUUAAAACUUAGCAAUACACACACAAAUCAUGGGAAUGUAAAGUUUAUAAAUGGUUUAGAUAUAGGCACUGGAUGUUGCUGUGUUUAUGCCCUACUGGGCUCAAUUAAAAAUGAAUGGACUUACUUAGGCACUGAACAGGAUGAUAUUGCUUAUAAAAUAGCAACCCUCAAUUUAAACCAUCAAAAUCAAAGUCUUGCAGACAAAGUUAAACUUUUGUUAACUAAAUCAAGUGAUAAAUUAAAGUAUAAUAAAGAAAUAUUUGAUGAUACAUUAAAAAAUAAAGCAAAAAGACAGAAAACAGAGAUACCUUAUAGUAAUAACAAUGAUAAUAUUGAGGAAUUUCCUGAAUUAGAUAAAACAAAGUAUAAAGGAAGGGAUACACAAUUAGAUAUAGAUAAUGAAAAAGUUAGUAUACAAAUUGUCUUGAAAAAUGGGGAUGAGGAAUCAUUACUUGAUGAUAAUAGAAUAAAACUUAUGAAUCAAAAUAUUGAUAUCAGCUAUGAAAAAACUCAUAUAAACAUUGAAAAUUCUGAUGAUGAUUCUAAGGAAAAACUAAUGACAAUGGAGCACUCUGAUAAAAUAUUUCCUAAUUACCAAGAAUGUUUACAAUUAUAUGCUCCUGCCAAAGAAAUCCAUUUUCAAUUCACUAUGUGUAACCCUCCUUAUUAUUCACGUCAGGAACUUUCCCAAAUUCGAUAUUCCAAAAUAAACACCCUAAAAAAUAUUGAAAAUAUUAAAGAGAAGGUUCCAAGAGCUUCUUUAGAAAAUACUAACACCUUAGAUAUUUCUGGCAAAAUUGAUAUUGAAAAUAUAGUAUCUUGCCAUACAGACACAGAUUUCAGUGUUGAUACUCAUAAAAUGUCCAAAGAAAAUAUUAUAAAAAAUCAAUAUAAAUCUUGCUCUAAUCCAUACUCCCACCAAACAGAUUACAUAGACCUGGAAAGUGAUAUGGUUUAUAAGGAAAAGGAAGGGGAAUUUGGCUUCAUUUUAAAUAUGUUCCACGAAAGCCAGGUAGAACCCUGGAGAAGUAAUGUGGACAUUUUCACUUGCCUCAUCGGUAAGAAAGUAACUUUGGAGAAGUUGUUAGAAAAGGUUUUUUCCAAAAACUUGAAUUCUAUUCCAAAUAAGCAUUUUAAAUACACUUUCACAGAGUUCUGUCAAGGCAAAACUAUGAGAUGGGCUGUGGCAUGGAGUUAUCAGGAUUUUAUAAAACUACCCCCUGGAAAAUCUAUUUUCGACGAUGAACCACUAAUUGAAAUGUUAAAUUACACAAUUUUACCAAAGGUGGGUGAUUCUCAUAAACAUCAUACCAACCAUGAUCAAAUUACCUUGGACCUUUUUCGAAAUUUAUUUAACGCUUUAAAUUACCUCUCGGAACGAGAUUUUAUCGAUAUUCAGAUUGCGACAUUCGGUGUCGAAUGUGUGUCCUUCAUUUCAAGGAUACAUUUAAAUGAAAUUUCCUUAGAAACAUUACAAAAAAUCGAAAAAGAAAGAGUAUCCAUUGAUUCUCGCAACAAUGCCCCAGAAGCCAUCUUACUUGAUCACAUCAUCAGCUUGCUUCGACAAAAUAACGUUAGCCGUGACAGCCAGAUAUCGGCUAUCAUCAAACAAUUUGAAUUCUCAUGUUUGUGUUCUGUUGUCAAGACCUCGUCCUUCGAUAUGAAUCAGAAAAAUGCCUACCCGGGAUUCAAAAUUAUCGUCGAAUGGAUGUACGGUUAUAACCCGUUAUGUAUGCAUAAAUAUUUCCUCAUGUUGACCGAUGUCAUUAAGAUCAUAUUGCAAAAUGAGUUUACAGUUACUUAAUGUCCACAUUAGAUAUUAUAUUAUUUUUUUAAGUUAUAAAUAUAAU